UGUAGAAAUCAAAGUAUCACAAAAUAGAAAAAGGAAAACCAGCGUCUUGGUUCUUAAUUUUUCAUUCCUAAACUCUUCAUCGACAGCAGAGACGCCUUCCAUAUUCCACUGGUGAUCAACCGCCUGCCACCGGCAAUCAAAUCGGAAAACUUUUUCCGGUGACCUAGCAUCUCCGAGUGAUUAAGUUUGAAUUAAGUCUGCAUUUCAGUAGCUAAAAUGGCGGAUGAAGCAAGCAGAACAGCAUUUAUUGAGAUUCAAGGACGCAUGAUUGAGACUACUUCAAAAUUGAAGCAGGUGCAAAACCAAAUCCGAUCUAAAGAAACAGAAAAGAAGCGUGCUUACUUAACCUUGGAGGAGUUGCGACAAGUGCCUGAUGACACAAAUACAUACAAAUCCAUUGGAAGAACGUUUGUACUGGAGCCAAAAUCGGUCUUGAUUGAUGAACAGGAACAGAAGUUCAAGGACAGUGAGACUGCAAUUGCUUCUUUACAGACUUCUAAAGAGUACCUGGAGAAACAGAUGGGGGAAGUGGAAAACAACCUAAAGGAGCUGCUGCAACAAGAUCCUGGUCUCGCCAGCCAAAUCAUGUCUCUUUCAGUAAUGUGAAGACUUCGCUAAGUCACUAUUUUUAUGUGCCAAGGCAAAUACUUGUAUAGAGGAACAAUCUACUCUUACCACAAUAAGUAUCACUUUGGCAAAAAAUUUCAAGUUAUUAUAUUGGUAAGUGAUACUCCCCCUGUCCCUACAUAGAAGUCUCUUAUCACUACAAAUUUGUGUUAUUGAAAGUCCGUUUAUGAAAGGCCAUUUUUUCAC
This is a messenger RNA of Chenopodium quinoa (quinoa), 813 nucleotides long. Its product is annotated as prefoldin subunit 1-like. Gene Ontology annotation, cellular component: prefoldin complex; cytoplasm. Gene Ontology annotation, molecular function: protein folding chaperone. The transcript has 8 exons. Lineage: Eukaryota; Viridiplantae; Streptophyta; Magnoliopsida; Caryophyllales; Amaranthaceae. The coding region runs from base 217 to 606 and encodes 129 amino acids. The record is from RefSeq and is a predicted model, not a curated record. Gene Ontology annotation, biological process: protein folding.